UGUCCACUAAUUAUAUUGUAUGGUAGCAAUGACCUACAUACUUGGAGGAACUUUGAUGAUGUCAUAACUUCAAGUCGCUGUCAUCGUGUCACCGUCACCAUCUAUGUCAUCUUUGCAAUAGAGCUUAUCAAUGUUAAAUGACUUAAUCUCUAUUAUCACAAGCCAGAUAUGUUAUUUUGAUGUAAUAAUUUUAACCAGGUCUUAAACUAGCCCUUGUAUCCCGGCAACAGUCGCCUUGUGUGUCAUAAAGCUGAAAAGCACUAUUCUGCACACAUUUUUAUUCAUUUUCUUAUCUUGACAAACCCAAAGGUCAAAAAAAAUGUGUAUUUUGAGGAAACUAAGGCACCGUGUUCAAUUUUGAAAAGGUGUUAAGGAUCGAGCCAUCCAUUUUUUGUACUACUUAUCAGUAAGGAUGUUUUCCAUUCUACCUCCAAAGAAACUGUUUAGGAGCCAUCCAAAUCAUGAGAGGAUAACUCCGAAUCUCCAAUUUCUAAAUAAGGAUUGAAGGAUGUCCUGGACAAACAGGCAACUACUAAGCAAUGACAAUUACGGGGAACACGUUAAAGAUCUGGAAAAUAAAGGAACCAUGUUGCUUGAGCAAAGACGGCACCACGUCAAGGAAGAUUUGGCUAAUCUGGAGUCGGAAAUUUUCAAGAUGGAAACAGAGAAAAAUGACUUAAGCGCCCAAACAUUGGGUCGUCUUCCAUAUUCAAAUUUCAUGGGGGAGACAGCGAAUGAAGAUUUGGCGUUGCUCAAUCUUCAACAAAAAGAAGAUAUUCUCAGUGAGCAGAAUAACCUCUUAAAGUUUAACAUGGUAAAGUUCGGCUCUCGCACCGAGAUGGCUAUGCUCGAAUGUCGGUGUUUGGAGAUGGAAACACGGUACGAAAACAUGAAGAGACAUUUUGCUCAGCUUGAAGAAGAAAAUAAAGACUUACGAUCGCACGUUGAAGAGAAGGUGAUACUUUCUGGGACGAAUAACCUUGCCAGUCAGGAGUGGUCUCAUUUUGGGUCGCAAAAUGUCGACUUGAACUCAAACAACCAAGGCCUUACAGGAGAUGCUAAAGUUAUUCCCAACAACAAUCCGUUUGAGCAAAUUAAGCCCCUCAAAAAUCCUAUUGUCGACCUAAAAACACAAGUUAAAAAUCCUAAAGAAGGUGAGGACAUACUGAUUCCACAGAAUGUUUUUCUAAAAAAUGAGGCAGCUGAGCUACAAUCACAGAAUUUGAAAAUAAAAAUACUGGAGACAGAAAAUAAUGACUUGAGGGCGCAACUUCAAUUUCAUCAAGAGAAAAUGAAAACUGAGACGAAACAUUUCCAAGAUGAGGACAUUAACAAAGAAGUGAAAGAGGCGCAGGAAGAAGACUUAAAGCCACAACUUAAAGCCCUUCAAGAAGACAAGAACUGUUUGGAAGAUAACAUUCGAAGCCUGAAAGUUGGACUAGCUCAAGCUCAAACUCAAAAAGACAAGAUGGAAACACGGAGUUGUGACUUGAAGGGACAAGUUAAAGCCCUUAAAGAAAAAAACAACCAACUAAAGGAUGAAUUUAAGUCCCUCAAUGAUCAGGUGGCUUUGCUUCAGUCUCAGCUAGCAAAGAUAGAGACUCACAAUAAUGACUUACGGGCACAAGUUAAAGGAUUUCAAGAAAACGAGGAGAUUUUGAUUAAGCAGAAUGAGUCACUCAAGGAUGAGGUUUCGCAGCUCGAAAGCUGCAACAUGAGAACCGACAAACAAAACGAAAACUUGCGCACACGGGUGAAGACUCUGAAAGAAUCGGAGCUCAACUUAAAUGAGAAGGUGGAGACGUUGGUGGGUGAAUUAUCCCACCUUAAAUUUCAAAGGGAAAACGAUCAAAACGAGAUUCAUCGUCUGAGAAGAGAAGUACAGACGUUGAGGAGUCAAUUACAAGAUCAAGAGGAACUAUUGAGGAGGAUCGACGAUGCCGAAUCGCUCAUGGAGAAGGAGUGGGCAGAGAAGGAAAAACUGAGCAACAAACUGGGCGAGCUGGAGGAAGAAGGCAAUUUUGUUCAAAAGCAAAACGAUGACGUUCGAGUGGAGUUAGAGAAGAAUAAAUGCGUUCAGGAACAACAGAGCGAGCAGAUUGCUCAACUGAAGGCGACGUUACAAGAGCGUAAACGGCAACAUGAAGAGGCUACAUUUUUACUCUUCACAAAAGAUGACGAGUUAGCCAAGCAAAACAGGAAAAUUGUUUAUUUAAAUGAAAUCACGGAGGAGCUGACCUCCUACGUUGGCAGUCUUAAACAACAAGUGGAGCAGCUUAAAGUCCAGCUGGAAGUCAAGCAGACGGAUGAGAUAUUAAAUAAUGUUCCUGGAGGCCAUUUGGAGACAGUGCCCGAGCACAAGCCGACCCAUGAAAACCAACUAGGUUUGAAGACCGAGGUAGAAGACGUGAACGUGGAAAUAAAAGAUUUUCAUCUAAACAAUUGCUCCAUUCAGCCAAAAACGCUGAGCAAGCACAACUUGGCUUUGCUUGACUCUCCAAGUCUGAAGCUGGAAACGGAAAUCGAAGACCUGAAGACACAAAUUAAAGAUCUUACCGAGCUGAACAAGACCCUCAAUGAAAAGCUGGCCCAUCUUGAAUCUUGGGCUGCCAAUGGAGAUUUGAGGGCAGAAGAAGAAGAUCUUGGAGGAAACCAGGACAGGCUGACCGAGCAGAACCACCUCAAUGAAAAACUGUCUGAUCUCCAAACAGAGAAUGGAGAUUUAAGAGUGCAAGUUGAGGAUCUCAAAGAGAACGAGGAACUAAUAAAGCAGAGGACGGAGACCCUCCUGGCUGAGUUGGAGCAGUAUAAAACCGAGCUCAACCAUCUGAGGACAGAAGCUCAGAAACUCAGGUCUCAGUUACACGAUCAAAGCGACCUACGGAGACGAAUAGAUCAGGCCGAAUCGCAAAUGGAGAAAGAUUUGGCAGAGAAGGAAAAGUUGAGCACUAAAUUGCGGGAGCUUGAAGAAAACGACAACUCGUUGAAAAAACAGCACGGCGACGUUCGAGCCGAGAUGGAAGAGCUUAAAUCUACUCGAGAUCAACAAAAGCAACAGAUUACAAAGUUGAAGGCAGCGUUGAAACAAAAUAAACUCAAAGUUGAGGAGGCCAGAUUUCUCCUGGAUAGUAAAGAAGACGAGUUGGAAAAGCUAACGAAAGUUACAGAGGAAAUGAAGACUCUGAUUAUGAAUUCAAAACAAACCACGUGCCAUCCUCCAAGACUGCUCGAACUUAGUCAAAUGGAUGAGGAACAUGGCAACAUUUCAAAUGUGGACGAACUGAGCGAGGUGCACCCGACGUCCGCAUCUGGCAGACUUCACAAUCAAACCAGAACCUUUGGCUCUUGGCUUCUAGACGUUGCUAAGAUAUGUUCCAUUAGAACACUAAUCGAGGUUGUGGUUGUGCUCUUUCUUUUAACCAUAUUUUACCCGGACAAUGAGCUCACAGAUUUCAUCGCUGAUCAGUUUCAUCAAUGUUAAAUUUUUGUAUUACAGGAAUUCCUCGUCUUUGGGAAAAUACUGCUUGGGUCAUAUAUGACUUGUUUCAGAAACUUUAAAGCUCCUAUUGUUUUUUUCCGACUCAUCUCUUGUCAAUGUGUGUG
Molecule: messenger RNA, 3603 nt
Organism: Syngnathus typhle (broad-nosed pipefish)
Lineage: Eukaryota; Metazoa; Chordata; Actinopteri; Syngnathiformes; Syngnathidae
Product: early endosome antigen 1-like
Exons: 1
Coding region: 509-3481 (990 amino acids)
Source: RefSeq, a predicted model, not a curated record